UGUGUAGAGAGGAGAUCUCUUUCCUUGUCCUCUAUUCUUCCUCAUUUUUCUUGAUUUCCUCACAGAAAAAAGGAAGUUUUUCCUUUCGUUCUAUCGAGUGAUCGAUUUGGGCGACGAGCUAUGGCGACGCAGCAGCAGCAGCGGGAGGACGAGAUUGUUGGAAUGGGCAACGAUGGAGUUGUGGAUGGAUCGAGCAUCAAGGCGCUGGUGGAAGACAAGACCGCAUUUGCGAGGUUUGUGGACGGGAAGUUUAGUGCGCUGGAUGCGAGCCACACGGGGGAUCUCACGCCCCAGGAGCUCAAGCCCGCGGUUCUUGGGAUCGGUGGAGCGCUUGGCCUCCCUCCACAGGGAUCUUCUCCCGAUACUGAUCCCAUCUACGAUCAGGUGAUGGAAUCCUUCCUGGAUGGACGAGCUAAGAAAGUUUCCAAGGAGAAGUUUGCGGUGGUCCUUCGUGAGAUACUCCUGGGACUGGCGGAUGGUCUGGAGCGAGAGCCGAUCAACAUCAUGUCCCUGGAUGGAUCGAAGCUCCGGGAGUAUGCCCGUCACCCCGACGCGGAGAUCAGCGCUGUGAAUGCUUUCGUGGAGAAUGAUCUUGAGAGCACUGGUAAAGUUAAAGCGUCGGUUCUCAGGGACGCUUUGAAACGGCUCUCGGUCGACCAUGGAGCUCCACCGUACGGCGAGGCGAGUUUGCCCGUGGUGGACGCUGCUCUCUCGAGAUCGGGAGUUAACGAGGACGCCCUCAUCGAUCAAAACGAGUAUGUGGCGCUCUUCAAGAAAGUUUUGCUGGAGAUGUCAACGAUCAUGUCCGAGAAGCCUCUCACUGUGGCUCACGUACGAAAGAAAUUCGACGGCCAAAGUGUCAAAGCCUUCCUGAGCGACAAGAAAGCAUCCAAGAAGGUGAUCUCCGAGGCCUGGAAAACGCUGCCAAAAGAAAAGAACGGCUCCAUAAAAAAGGAUGACUUCAUCUUUGGCUUGGACUUCGUCUCACCUCGAGCUGGUUUGCCACCGCUUGGAGCAAUCGAAGAGAUGGAUUCCGAGAUCAUUGGAGCACUCAAAAUGAUGGACAAUGGUGGAGCGGCCUCGCAUAAAAACCACCAUGAAAAUUUGAUAGACAGGGAAAUGUUCGAGCAGUACCUGAGGCAAGUUCUCGGGAGUAUGAUGUUGCAACUGGAAGGGAAACCGAUUGUGAUCCAGAGCAGCGCCAUCGUCAGCGGGGCCCAGGCAGGAAACCCCGCCGCCAUUUUCUAGAUCACAAUCUUUUUGACUUGUACAGUACACUACUUCAGAAUACAUUACACUAAAGAAUAACACUACCUGUGAUCGAAAUCCAAGCUCAUCGCCAA
Messenger RNA from Selaginella moellendorffii, 1343 nucleotides. RefSeq lists its product as uncharacterized. The record is from RefSeq and is a predicted model, not a curated record. Lineage: Eukaryota; Viridiplantae; Streptophyta; Lycopodiopsida; Selaginellales; Selaginellaceae. The transcript is spliced from 5 exons. The coding region runs from base 121 to 1248 and encodes 375 amino acids.